Messenger RNA from Humulus lupulus (European hop), 1374 nucleotides. Its product is annotated as 5'-adenylylsulfate reductase-like 5. The record is from RefSeq and is a predicted model, not a curated record. Lineage: Eukaryota; Viridiplantae; Streptophyta; Magnoliopsida; Rosales; Cannabaceae. The transcript has 4 exons. Bases 221 to 1108 code for a protein of 295 amino acids.
AAAACACCAAAAUUGGUCGUACGACCUUAGCAGCGCUCAAACCAAACCAAAUCAAAUCCAACACCAAAGUCACCAACCAUUUCUUCAUCUUCAUCUUCAUCUCCGAUUCAAGAUUACUUACCCAUUUCAAUCCUCCCUAUUUCUCUGGAAUUUUAUUCUUCCCAUUUUGCCCCUCGUGAUUCCUUGGAAAUUCCCUGUAAUACCCUCUUCUUCUUCAACUAUGGCGGUCUCCCUUUUACUCCUCUGUGUAACAGUCUUUUCCGCGUUACAAUUGGUUUCUUCUCUGCCUUUAUGUGAUUUACAACAAUUUAAUUCUUUCGUCCAUGCUCUUCAAUCUCAAUCUCAAUGCCCGCCCUCGAUCUCUGCAAAUCUACCUCUUCAGGUGACUGGAAGCUUCCUUGACAGAACCCUCACAUCUAAACAGAAAAUUGGAUAUACAUCUGUCCUCUUUUAUGGUUCCUGGUGUCCUUUCUCACGUGGUCUUUAUCCAAAAUUUGAAGCACUAAGCUCCAUGUUCCCUGAAAUAGAGCAUUUGGCAAUUGAACAAUCUUCAGCAGCACCAAGUGUCUUUUCAAGAUAUGGAAUUCAUAGCCUGCCUUCAAUAUUACUGGUGAACCAGAAAUCAAGGGUGCGGUAUCAUGGUCCUAAAGAUCUUUCCUCCCUUGUCCAAUUCUAUGAGAAAACCACUGGACUUGAACCAGCCUUCUAUUUUGACGAGGAGCAACCGAUCAGCUUGGAAAGUGGUGAAAGCUCCAUAGUCCUGUCAAUGAAUGGUUCAGCACUGAAAGCGGUAUCAAAGAGGGAACCAUACUUGGUUUUCUCUAUAUUGUUCCUCUGUUUCAGGGUACUUGUAUCCAUUUUCCCAAGGAUGUUGUCUCGCGUCAAAGUAUUCUGGGUCUCGUGUGUUCCCCACCUGAAUUUGGGAAUAAUCAGAGAAACGAGCCAGAUAAUGGAGCGUGUGAGCCACAUGAUAGACGUGAGUGGUUUUUGGACCAAGCUGAGACAAUGCAAGACGAGGAAUUGGCGUGAAGGUGCAAGGAAUGCCCGGGUUUGGGCUUCUUCUCUCGCUUCUGUCUCUUUGGGUGAAUCUUCAUCUGCGAGAACAUAAAUCUUGUGCAAGACAUUUGAGGGUAGGAAAGAGCUUAUCGGGUCCUUGAGCCUCAGUACUAAGGUAGUUCCUCACUUUCUUUCUCUCAAAUUAUUAUAUUGGUAGUGAUGAUAGCUGAAGCUGUUGUCCUUGUCUGAGUUGGGAUUUUUGGGAAAAAGGCAAACAAGCAUGUAAAUUUGCGAACAGCUUUCUUUUUUGUGUAAAUUAUUUGCCCUUCUGGCUACAUCUUUACUUAACCAUAAGUGGAAUGUAAUCAAAUUAACCUC